CUAAGCACCACGUGAUCUUCACAGCAAUAUAUAUAUAGAUCUGCUAGUUGUAGUUGCAGGUGGACAGUUGAAAACUGGAAACAGAAUAUAGUGAAAUCUUAAAGUUGGAGGCAUUACCAGUGUAAACUAUGGCUAACAGCAAAGAGCUCAGCCUCAAUGGGAACCCAAUGUUCUUUGAGGAUCUUAUUCUAUCUGCGGAGCGAACAGGUCUUCUCUAUCAUCUGUCGUAUCUUAGUUUGGGUGGAUUUCCUAAACUAGAGGAUCUGAUCAGAGAAAAGAUUCUAGAGACUCAGAUACUGUUUGAAUCUUCUGCGGACAUUCUGGUGAAGUGUGGCAGCACCAGUAAUAACCUGGUCACGUCUCUGUUCCCAAUGAUGAUGCACGCUGUUGAGAAUAAUGAACCCAGUGUGGCUGUGAAACACCUGGAGAUAGCCAGAAGCUGGAUCCAAGACAUCAUUAAAGACGUGGAAGACAUGGUGUACAGGUAUGAACAACAUAACCUCAGCGUGGCGUCGUGCACCAGUGACGUGAUUCAGGUGCAGAAUGACAAUGAAAACCAGCUCGUUGAACACUCCGAACAGAUCAAGAGUCUAAACAAUGCUUUAGAGAAGCUGGACGAGGACAUGAACAUAACAGUCCAAGAUGUGGCGAACUUGGAGAGACAAAUCGAGGAGAAAAACGCUGAGCUUGAGAGACAUCUUGAACACUUGUCGGAAAAAAAUCAUGACUUGAGUAUCAUGAGUGCGCUGGUGCCUGCUUUUGGCUUCUUGAUUAAGGCCAUGGUGGAUGCAGCGACUGAUCCUGAUGAAGCUGCUAAAACUCAAUCUCUCAACGACGAUCUGUCCCAACUCACCGCUCAAAAGAGGGAUCUGCAAAUAAAAGAGUGGGACAUCCAUGUUAAACAGACUGAGCUGCAGCUGGAGCUCUCCACUGCUAAAAUACAACUGGGUGUGAUUCCCGACCCCGUGCAUCUGAAGGACGUGCAGAAAUGUCUUUCUCAAAUGCAGCAGAAUCUGGUCGACCUGAAAAACUUCUGGGAAAAAUUUUCAAGUCUGCUGGACUUCCUGAAGAAGAGGACCUUCUUGAAUGAAGAGCUGAUCAAAGAGCUCAGUGACAUGGUGGAAGAGAUUCUGAUGUCUAUUAAAGUUGCUAGAGAGUUUUGGAUGAAAUUCGGCUCCAUGUGUUUGGUCGUUCUGGACAUCCUCAAGGUUCUGUUUAAAGAUGGAUAUAAAUUCCUGGAGAACAACCCGUCUUCAAUGUCACCGGAUAUCGGCAGUUCCAGCACAACAUUAUCCUUGAUCAACUGAACUUCAUCAACACCCGAGCUUCACUCAAAUAGAGGACACUUUCAGGCUUCUUCAGCCUUUCAUAUGCUCUUCCUAUAGGGCAAACAUGUACAGCUGAAUUAAAAGCCCUGCUGUAUAUUUGUAACCCUAUUUCUUUUUAGCGGAGAGAAGAUUUUUUCAGCACAUUUCUAUACAUAAUAGCUUUAAUAACUCAUCUCUAAUAAAUGAUUUCUUUUAUAUUGACCAUGUUGACAGCACAAGUGACAUGUAAAGGCUUCACUAGGGUAAUUAGGGUAAAGUUAAAGUAAUUAGGCAAGUCAUUGUACAACAGUGUUUUUUUUUUCUGGAGACAAUCCAACACUAAUAUUGCUGAAGGGGUGAAUAAUAUUGAGCUUAAAAUGGUGUUUAAAAAAUUAAAAACUGCUUUUAUUAUAGCUGAAAUAAAACAAGUAAGAAUAAAACAAGUGCUAAAAUUUGUUAAAUCCACCUGAUACUCUUUUGUGGACUGAUGUUAUGAACAUUAUUAAUGUCCUGUUUCUUAACUGUAGGUUACAAUAGCUUUGGGUUUCAUAAUGGGGAAUGAAUGAUCAUCAUCAUCAUAAUAAUAAUAAUAAUGAUCAUAUAAUAAAGGCAUAAAUCU
Molecule: messenger RNA, 1926 nt
Organism: Danio rerio (zebrafish)
Lineage: Eukaryota; Metazoa; Chordata; Actinopteri; Cypriniformes; Danionidae
Source: RefSeq, a predicted model, not a curated record